Molecule: messenger RNA, 620 nt
Organism: [Candida] anglica
Lineage: Eukaryota; Fungi; Ascomycota; Pichiomycetes; Serinales; Debaryomycetaceae
Source: the annotation of a GenBank genome assembly
CGAUAAAUCCACAUCAUGUUCAACUUAACCAGAUCAACUUUCAGACCAGCUCAAUUGCGUCAAUUCUCCAACUCUGCCGCCAGAUUUGUCGCUGUUGGCGAUAAAAUCCCAGAUAUCGCUCUCUUUGAAAACUCUCCAGGUAAUCAAGUUGACCUUUCUGAAGAAACUGCUCAAGGUAAGUCCGUUAUUAUUGGUGUUCCAGGUGCCUUUUCUCCAGCUUGUUCCGCCUCCCAUGUUCCAGGCUACUUGAAGCAUUUGCGCCAAUUCAACGAAAAGGGCUACAAGAAGUUUUUCGUUGUUUCUGUCAAUGAUGCUUUUGUUCAAAAGGCAUGGGGUGAUAGUUUAUUAGGUAGCGAAAUUGCUGGUGCUCAAAUCACAUUUUUAGCUGAUCCUGCUGCUGAAUUCACCACUGCUCUUGACUUGAAGUUUGAUGCUUCCAAGUUCUUUGGAAAUGAAAGAUCGAAAAGAUACGCCUUGUUGGUUGAAGAUGGUAAGGUUGCCAAGACUUUUAUUGAACCAGAUAAUGUUAGUGUUGAAGUUUCUGAUGCUGAAAAGGUUCUUGAAAAUGCUUAAUUUUUAGGAGUAAAUAAAUAUAUACAAUUAAUUAAUUGGAAGAGUCU